UUAUUACUGAUGUGUCGGAUGAGGAGGACUACAACAUUACCAUAAGUUCUUCACAUCAUUAUCUUCAUCAUCAACAACGACAACAACAACACCAACAACUUGUGUGGUGUAAGUGUUUCGGUGAUACCGACGGUGAGUUUGUGUGUGUGUGUCGACCAACUGACCAACCAAUUGACGCGUAUCUAUAUAGACAUACCUGUCCUCCAAAUACAUUGAUUCAAAUCAACACAUCAUUAAAUACAUACCAUUUGUUGGGUCAGCUGUUGAGGAGUAGGAGGAGGAGGAGGAAGUGGUGACCACCUGAAGUGAUACCCAAUUGUUUGGAUCAAAAAACCAUUUGUUGGAUCACUUUAGAAAAUACCUACCGUUUCCCGGCAUCGGACGUCAUCAUCGCAAUCAUGGCAAUGGCCGGACACUCUGGACAAACAUUGAACGAUCGGCUGAACGCUGCCCGCUAUGCACUGGCCGGCCAAGGMCUGGCCCGUGUCGUAUGCAAGGCGACUACCGAAGAAGUUAGCGGCCCGAAGAAGAAACACUUGGACUAUCUGUUGCAAUGUACGCACGAGCCGAACGUCUCGAUACCGCAGUUGGCCAACCUAUUGAUCGAACGGACCAAUCAUUCCUCGUGGGUAGUCGUCUACAAAGCGCUGGUAACUGUCCAUCAUUUGAUGUGUUACGGUAACGAACGAUUCACCCAAUAUCUGGCCUCCAGUAACUGUACGUUUCAGUUGUCCAACUUUUUGGACAAAACUGCGGUCAAAGGYUACGAAAUGUCGACAUUCAUCCGUCGAUACGCCAAAUAUCUGAACGAAAAAGCCAUGUCCUAUCGUACGGUUGCGUUUGAUUUCACCAAAAUUAAGAGAGGUAUAAGUAAUGGUGGUUCCUAUGUGUCAUGUUUUAGCAAAGAGGACGGWUCSCUKAGAUCGAUGAGCACCGAUAAGCUGAUCAAAACAAUACCGACACUACAAUCGCAAGUGGAUUCCCUACUGGAGUUUGACUGUUCGGCCAACGAUCUGACCAACGGUGUUAUCAAUGCUGCCUUUAUGUUAUUGUUCAGAGAUCUGAUCCGAUUGUUUGCCUGCUAUAAUGACGGCAUUAUUAAUUGUUUGGAAAAAUAUUUUGAUAUGAAUAAAAAGCAGGCCCGGGAGGCACUGGACAUAUAUAAAAAGUUUCUGAUACGUAUGGAUAAGGUAUCGGAAUUUUUGCGUGUAGCCGAAAAUGUCGGUAUCGAUAAGGGAGAGAUACCCGAUCUCACUAAGGCUCCCAGUUCCCUGUUGGACGCACUGGAACAACAUUUAGCACAAUUGGAGGGCAAAAAAGGAGGCGCCGGUGGAGGCGGAGGAGGACAGUCAUCAUCAACAACAAACACAUCAUCAUCGGUAACGUCAUCGGCGGCCACAAAUGGAUCGGUAGUACAGCAGCAGCCGAUGGCCUCCUCGGCUGCGGGAGGGGUUGACUCGUUCAACAACAGUGGACCCAAAGAUGAGAAUUCAUUGAAGAAGGCGCUCGAAGAAGAGGAACGUAUGCUUAAUAAACUCAAAAUCACUAGUUGCCAUGAAAUUGACGCACCUUUUGUUUGGACACAAGAUAAUUGGCUGGAAGUGGAGAAACAUCUACAAGAAAAGGAUAGCGGAUCCAAAGGAACCUACAAUCCAUUUCUAUCGAUGUCACCGACARCUGAAACAUCGCCGACCAGUAAUGACCCGAUGACGACGGGGGCGUCGGCGGCGGCCAAAAGUCAGCACUUAUUAGAUUUUUUGAAUGACACCCAAAACUCGUUUAUUAGUAGUAGCAAAGCCAGCGAUGACCUGUUAGGACUAUCGGGAGCGUCGGCCAAUCCGUUUGCCGAUAUACUGAACGCUGCACCACAUCAUCAACAAAUGUCUUUCAUGACCGGCGGCGGCGGCGGCGGCCCGACAAUGGUUCCAAUGAUGCAUCAGCAGCAGCAACAGCAGACACCGUUCGGACCGAUACCUACGGUAACUACGGCCCCGACGACCAACGGUAGCAAUAUGUUUGCCUCGGAGGACGGUUUUGCGGCCGCUUUUGGCAAAUCAAAUACAACAUCGCACGCAGGUUUCGAUGCGUUCGGCGAUGUAUUACAACCGCAGUCAAUGGCCAACAAAAACGGUGCGGUCCUCGCCAGCCAACAGUACACAGCAUCGCAACAACAACAACAAUCGCAAGCGGCCAGUGUUGCCGCCGCUGCGGCCGCCAAUCAAUCGCUAUUCAAGGGUGACCUGGACUCGAGUCUGGCAUCGUUGGCCUCCAAUUUGGACAUUAAGGGAACCAAUGGAUCGUUCAAAAAAUUUGGUCAAUUUUCCAGUCCUAAAAAUACAGUUAAAACGGGAGCACCCGUACAACAACAGCCGGGAGUUGGCGGCCAACAGCCUGGUAUGGCAUGGAAUCCCGGCGCCCAACAACAGCAGCAGCAGCCAAUGGUCUGGAAUGUYGGCGCCGGCGGCCAGCAGCCAAUGAUGGUCGGACAGCCCGGUAUGAUGCAGUCGAACGUAGGCGGCGGCGGCGGCCAAUGGCCGGCCAGUAUGCAGCCGAUGAUGGCUACUGCUGCUGUAGCGCCCAAUUCUAUGGCGUACGGAGUUCCCAUGAGGCCCGCAAUGGUUACCGGUAUGGCUCAGCCAGUAGUAGGCUCUGCAAUGCCCGGCGCUGUACAAGUAUUGCCGUCGGCUGCCAAUAGUUCAGCCCAACGGCCAGUCAAUCCGGGAUUUACAGCCAAUACACAAUCAUCGGAUCCAUUUGGUGCACUCUAGGCUCUUAUUAUUAUUAUUAUUAUUAGAUAUUGUCGUUUUUUUUAAUUUAAAAAAAUUUGUUAAACAAAAUAAUUU
Molecule: messenger RNA, 2843 nt
Organism: Oppia nitens
Lineage: Eukaryota; Metazoa; Arthropoda; Arachnida; Sarcoptiformes; Oppiidae
Gene: lap
Product: phosphatidylinositol-binding clathrin assembly protein LAP-like
Exons: 10
Coding region: 399-2768 (789 amino acids)
Biological process (GO): clathrin coat assembly; synaptic vesicle budding from presynaptic endocytic zone membrane; clathrin-dependent endocytosis
Cellular component (GO): clathrin-coated vesicle; extrinsic component of presynaptic endocytic zone membrane; synaptic vesicle
Molecular function (GO): phosphatidylinositol-4,5-bisphosphate binding; SNARE binding; clathrin heavy chain binding
Source: RefSeq, a predicted model, not a curated record